This is a messenger RNA of Nothobranchius furzeri (turquoise killifish), 5156 nucleotides long. The record is from RefSeq and is a predicted model, not a curated record. NCBI's taxonomy places the organism in Eukaryota, Metazoa, Chordata, Actinopteri, Cyprinodontiformes, Nothobranchiidae.
GAAGGCAGCACUGAAGCGUCACUGAAACCGAACUGGAAGCAGUGGAAGUGAGUUUCGGUUCCGUUCGGAUGUGUUUUAAACCUGUUGGGGCUACCGGUGAACCCGCCCUGGGUUCGUUUGUCCGUCCCGACCGAAACCUGGAGAGUUUGGGUCGAAUAUCCAGCCACCGCAUCGGUCCAGAUCCAGAAGAAGAAGGAACAAAUUGAUCCGGACAGACAAUGUUGGAAAGCAUCUCCACAGUGUCCCUGGCAGAGCGCCAGCAGGUUCUUGGAGCUCUGGAGCGCCUGCAGGCCAAGCUGGUUCAGAAGGAGGACUGGACCCACAGCGACACUCUGGAGAACCUGAAGCAGACCCUCCAGAACCCGCUCUUCAACCACAUCCUGACCCUGCAGCACUCCAUCAAGCAGCUUCAGGACCAGCUUAGCAACAUGCCUGCAGACCGCUCCGGUGACUUCAGCUUCUCCAGACGAGGUCAGCUGAACAUGAGCACUAUGGAUCCAGCCAGCCAACUGACUCCGCCCACCCUGUCCACGUCGUCCCACCUGACCAAUGGCUCAGCGCUGCUUUUCCAUCAGACGCCACCCUCAUCCGAGCACCUGCAGAGCUGGAUCCUUGCUGCAGCAAAGGGCCGUCAGACCCAGCUGAUUAGACUGACCCGACCCGUUUCUGGUGGACUGGGCUUCAGCGUGGUGGGUCUGAGCCCACCAGGAAAAAGCAGUCAGGGCGUGUUUGUCAAGCAUAUCCAGCCUGGAGGAGUUGCACACAGAGAUGGAUGUCUGAGAGAGAGGGACCAGAUUCUGGUGAUCAAUGGAAUUCCUCUGGAGUCGGGGAUCAGUCAGCACCAGGCGCUCAGCCUCCUCCAGCAGCCCAGUGAAUCCGUGGAGCUAGUGGUGGCCCGGGACCCACCUUCAGAACCCUCAUCACCACAGGCCACACCCAUAAACAUGGACCAGUGGGGUCAUGUGGAGGAGAUCGAGCUGGUCAAUGAUGGGUCCGGUCUGGGCUUUGGCAUCGUGGGCGGGAAGACGAGUGGAGUGGUGGUGCGGACAGUGAUCCAGAACAGCGUGGCGGACCGGGACGGGCGUCUUCGCACAGGUGAUCACAUCCUUUGUAUUGGGUCGACUCCUACCAGUGGUCUCUCCAGUGACCAGGUGGUCAAGGUGCUGCAGGGCUGUGGAAGUCAUGUGACCAUGGUGAUUGCCAGAGAGCCCCAGGGCCAGAAUUCAGGUGCUCCACGCCCCCCGCCUCCUCCUGACUCCUCCCCCAUAACCUCAUUUCACCUUCUGCCUCCUGAAACACCUCCCCUGCAUCAGGCCAGCAAGAUGGUGAGCAUGCAGCCAAAUCUGGAAGGAUACGAGAUCCACGAGGUUCCCCUCACCAAGAAGGACGACCAAGGUCUCGGGAUCUCCAUCGUUGGCUUCAACCCUCUGACAAGUCAGGAUGCUGUGGGUGUUUUUGUUAAAAAUGUGGUUCCCGGCAGCGCAGCGGACAGGAGUGGAAACAUCCGGGUCCAUGACCGACUCAUUGCUCUGGACGGUGUCAGUCUCCAUGGGAUGACUAACCAGGAGGUUCUGGAGGUGAUGAAGCGGACCAGCCAGACAGUGGUUCUGACUCUGGUCCGAAAGAAGCCCAGAACGUUGGAGAAGUCCCUGGAUAAAGUGGAGAGGGAGCCGUCUCGUGUGUCUUUGAGGAGAACGUUGGAGAAAAAAUCUGGCUCCUCCUCUGUCUCCAUGAAGACUCUACAGGAACCAGCAUCAACAAACAUAGCACAGCCGGACAGAGCCACCGAGGCAGAACUCAGAGCUAAAUGGGAACAGGCUCUGGGACCUCAGUACCAGGUUCUGGUUGUGAACUUGGACCCGGUCAUCAAGGAUGAUGAGGAGCUGCAGAAGUCCUCCAAGCUGCUGCCAAUCCAUAUGCUGCGUCUUGGAGUGGAGUUGGACUCCUUCGACGGGCACCACUACAUCUCCUCUUUGGCCCCUGGGGGCCCUGUGGACACACAUGGAGUCGUGAGACCUGAAGAUGAGCUGCUGGAGCUGAACGGGGUCCAGCUGUAUGGGAAGUCCCGACGUGAAGCUGUCUCCUUUCUAAAAGAAGUUCCUCCUCCUUUCACUCUGGUCUGCUGCAGACUCCUCACCUCUCAACCAGAGCCGGCGCUAGAACCUGGACCAUGUCAAAGCAAUGUCGAUGAGAUGGAGCUGAAGCUGUCGUCGGCGUUGCUGAGAGAUGACACGAUCCAGGACAAGGUGUCUCCUGCAGAGGGAGGUUCUCUCCACAGCCAGGAGGAGGAGGAGGAGGAGGAGGAAGAGGAGCUGGCUCUGUGGUCUCCAGAUGUUCAGGUGGUGGAGCUGCAGAAGGAGAGAGACCGAGGACUGGGCUUCAGCAUCCUGGACUACCAGGACCCGCUGGACCCUGGCGGGUGCGUUAUGGUAAUCCGGUCUCUGGUCCCUGGUGGGUCAGCAGAGCGUCAUGGCGGCCUGCUCCCUGGUGACUUACUUGUGUCGGUCAACAGCACCCAGCUAGACUCUCUCACCCUGGCCCAAGCUGUGGAGGUUCUGAAGUCUGCCCCUCCCGGUACUGUUCAUCUGGGCAUCCGCAAGCCUCUGGUGGCAGAACCAUCGGAGACCAGCAGAGAGGACCUUCAGCUGUCUACCAGUCCAAAGAGACUUUCUGACCUCAGAGACGACCUUCAUCAGGAGGAGGAGGAGGAGGAGGAGCUGAUCCUGGAUGGAGGCCUGCCCUGUUAUGCGUCCCCCCUGACCUCUGACCUUCCUGUGGAGGGGGGCAGGGAGAUGGCUGUUGACGAGGAGGAGUUGAUGGAAGAGCAGAAGAUGGACUCCCAGCCUACGAGAUCUCCUCCAUCGUGGGAGGAGUGGAGGCUGUCGUCCUCCAGCAGGAGCUUGGAGCUGACUGAGCAGGAGGAGAUUUGGGGGGGAGCGGAGUCCCCGGAGGACCAGCACAGAUCGGACCAGGAGAGCAUCGCGUCUGUCGGGAAACUGAUUCUGGGUUUGUCCGAGUCCGGAGAGAGCCGAGCCGACCCGGAGCUCACGCUGACCGACACAGACACAGAGUCUGUCAAAAUGGCUGACACAGCAAGAAGGAAGAGGCGGAGUCAAGGCAGACCAAUGAGAGGAGGCCUGAGGGACCUGUCUGAGAGGGGGGAGGGGGAGGGGGAGGAGACACCUGCCUUCAGCCACUGGGGACCACCUCGCAGGGUGGAGGUGUGGCCUGAGGAAGGACAGUCUCUGGGUCUCAGCAUCGUUGGAGGUCGACAAGUCAUCAAGCGCCUGAAGAACGGAGAGGAACUGAAAGGAAUCUUCAUCAAACAGGUCCAGCCCAACAGCCCCGCGGCUAAAGCUCAGUGCCUGAAGACCGGAGACAAGAUCCUGGAGGUGUCAGGUGUUGAUAUGCGAGCGGCCAAUCAUGAGGAAGCAGUCAGUGCCAUUAGAUCAGCUCCCACUCCCAUUGUCUUCAUUGUUCAGAGCCUGCUGGCAACACCACGGCCUGUUUCUGUUACGGCUUCAAGCUACAGCCGACAGCGAGCCAAGAGGACAGACGCUCAGAGACUAGAUGCAGCCCUCCCCCCUCUCAGACAGCCCCCACCCUACAGGCCUCCCAGCCAGUCAGAACCAGAGGUGGCUCCAGAUCUGGACCAGUUCAGAGAGCGUUACUGUGAGCGGUAUGGAGACCUGCAGGGGGCGCUGCUCUGCGUGGAGCUUGAGAAGGAGCGCCAGGGUUUGGGUCUUAGCCUGGCAGGGAACCGGGACCGGUCCCGCCUCAGCAUCUUUGUAGUGGGGCUCCAUCCUGGGGGGCCGGCGGCCCGAGACGGAAGGAUCCGAGUAGGAGACGAGCUGCUGGAGAUCAACAACCAGAUGCUUUAUGGGCGGAGCCACCAGAACGCGUCAGCCAUCAUUAAGAGCUCCGUCUCCAGGGUGAAGCUGAUCCUGCUCAGAAACGACGAUGCUGUGAACCAGAUGGCUGUCCCCCCCCUGACGUCCCACCCCCCGGCUCCAACCCUGAGCCCUGUGAGCCCUGAGUGUGCGUCUGCUCCCACUCCAUGUGAGGUCUCCACUCCCUCCUGUGGACCCCACCCCACCAACAGUCUGAAGCCCCGCCCCCUUUUGGAUGCUCUGGAGGAGACGACGAGUGAUGACGGGAAUGAAGGCACCAGAACCAGGGAUGACCCCGACCAGUACCUCUUGGAGACUGAUGUGCUUAGAAAGAGGCUAAAAGCUGAAGAGUCUCCAGAAAGUGAGCAGCGGGCUCCACAGGCACCACUGGAGGUUCAGUCCUGCAGGUCUGACAGCAGCUCCAGUAAACCAGCAGCAGCUUCUCCGAUUGGUCCUGAUGCUCUCGCCGCUAACGCAGACCCGUCCUGCUGUGUUGUGGUUCCUGGUCAAGAGACGGUUCUGGAGAUCAGCAAAGGCCGGUCCGGACUGGGACUCAGCAUAGUUGGAGGAAGAGACACACAGCUGGACGCCAUUGUGAUCCAUGAGGUUUAUGAAGAAGGUGCUGCGGCCCGAGACGGACGGCUGUGGGCUGGAGACCAGGUUCUGGAGGUGAAUGGUGUGGACCUGCGCGGAGCAUCUCACGAGGAAGCAAUCACCGCCCUGCGGCAGACACCAGCUAAGGUCCGUCUGACGGUUCUGAGGGAUGAGGCUCAGUACAGAGAUGAGGAGAACCUGGAUGUCUUUAAGCUGGAACUGCAGAAGAAGAGCGGUAGAGGGCUAGGCUUCAGCAUUGUCGGGAAGAGGAGUGGCAGCGGCGUUUUCGUCUCUGAGGUGGUGCGAGGGGGUGCCGCUGAGCUGGAUGGACGGCUGAUGCAAGGAGACCAGAUCCUUUCGGUCAACGGAGACGACACUAGACACGCCUCCCAGGAAGCAGUUGCUGUCAUGCUGAAGUGCGUUCGGGGUCCGGUUCUGUUGGAGCUUGGCCGUCUCAAAGCUUCUUCAUGGAUUUCAUCCAGACACAGUUCACAGGCAAGUCAGGUGAGUCACACCAGCACACAAAGCUCAGGUGUUGUGGCUCCAACCCUUCCACAUCUCGCAGCCUCACCGGACCCUCCCACCUCCAACCAGACAGAGUCCAGCUGUGACAUCACUUCCUCCUGUGAGAGCAGCUCAGACGUGGACAUCCGGACGGUGGAGAUAACCAGG